Messenger RNA from Aspergillus mulundensis, 3150 nucleotides. It is a transcript of the gene tif32, whose product is annotated as putative eukaryotic translation initiation factor 3 subunit EifCa. The record is from RefSeq and is a predicted model, not a curated record. Bases 1 to 3150 code for a protein of 1049 amino acids. Gene Ontology annotation, biological process: translation reinitiation; formation of cytoplasmic translation initiation complex. Gene Ontology annotation, cellular component: eukaryotic translation initiation factor 3 complex, eIF3e; multi-eIF complex; eukaryotic translation initiation factor 3 complex, eIF3m. NCBI's taxonomy places the organism in Eukaryota, Fungi, Ascomycota, Eurotiomycetes, Eurotiales, Aspergillaceae. Gene Ontology annotation, molecular function: translation initiation factor activity; mRNA binding. The transcript has 3 exons.
AUGCCGCCUCCACCGCAUAUCAAGCCUGAGAAUGUCCUGAAAAGGGCUCAGGAACUUAUCGCCGUGGGCCAGGCUCCGGCCGCCCUGACCGUCCUUCACGAACAUGUCACCUCCAAGCGGACUCGCAGCAGCCCGAUCGCUUCCCUCGAACCGGUUAUGCUCCUCUUCGUUGAGCUGUGCGUCGAUCUCCGCAAGGGCAAGGCCGCCAAGGAUGGUCUGUACCAGUACAAGAACAUCGCCCAGAACUCGAAUGUCGGCACUAUCGAGGUUGUUCUCAAGAAGUUCAUCGAACUCGCGGAAAAGAAGGUCACCGAGGCCCAGACCAAGGCCGAUGAGAUCCAGUCAUCCCUCGAGUCAGCCGCCCCCUCCUCCAACGUCGAAGAUCUCGAAGCCAUCGAGACCCCCGAGACCAUCCUCCUUGCUACCGUUUCUGGUGAGCAGUCCCGCGACCGAACCGACCGUGCCGUUGUUACGCCAUGGCUCAAGUUUCUGUGGGAGACAUACCGAACCGUUCUGGAGAUCCUGAAGAACAACGCUCGCCUGGAGAUCAUGUACCAAACCACUGCUCUGCAGGCCUUCCAGUUUUGCCUGAAGUACACCCGCAAGACCGAGUUCCGCAGACUCUGCGAACUUCUCCGCAACCACGUUCAAAACGCGGCCAAGUACUCCGCUCAGAUGCACGCCAUCAACCUCAGCGACCCCGAUACCCUGCAGCGUCACUUGGAUACCCGUUUCCAGCAGCUGAACGUUGCCGUGGAGUUGGAGCUCUGGCAGGAGGCCUUCCGCAGCAUUGAGGAUAUCCACACACUUCUCAGCCUCAGCAAGCGCCCCGCGAAGAACGUCAUGAUGGCCAACUACUACGAGAAGCUUGCCCGUAUCUUCCUUGUUAGCGAAAACUACCUUUUCCACGCCGCUGCCUGGAGCCGUUACUACAACCUCCUCCGCCAAUCCGCCGUUUCCCUUGCCACCAACCAGGGCUCCAAGAAGGACCACCCUUCAGUUACCGAGGCCGAUAUGACCAAGGCCGCUUCCUUUGUCCUUCUUUCUGCCCUUUCUAUUCCCGUUAUCAGCACUUCUCGCUCGCGAGGUGCGCUGAUCGACGUGGAUGAGGUCCGCAAAAACAAGAACACCCGUCUCACCAACCUGCUGGGCAUGUUGCAGGGUCCCACUCGUGCCGUUCUCUUCAGAGAUGCUAUGAGCAAGGGCCUGCUCAAGCGUGUCCGUCCCGAGAUCCGUGACCUCUACAACAUUCUUGAGGUCGACUUCCACCCUCUGUCUAUCUGCAAGAAGGUCACCCCCAUCCUGAAGAAGAUUGGCGAUGAUCCUGAGAUGGAGAAGUACGUUGUUCCUCUGCAGCAGGUCAUCCUCACUCGUCUCUUCCAGCAGCUGUCCCAGGUCUACGAGUCCGUCGAGCUCAAGUUCGUUUACGAGCUUGCCCAGUUCCCCGACCCCUUCCAGAUCACUCCUUCCAUGAUCGAGAAGUUCAUCAUGAACGGUUGCAAGAAGGGCGAUCUUGCCAUUCGUGUGGACCACAUCUCGGGCGUCCUCACCUUCGACACGGACGUUUUCUCCUCCGCCAAGGCUCUGCACUCCGGCAGUGCUGCCGGAUCUGCGGAGAGCGAGCUCGGCUCCGUUCAGCGUCUCCAGAACACCCCCGCGGAAAUCGCCCGUCUGCAGCUCACCCGUCUUGCCAAGACCCUCCACCUCACAUGCGUGUAUGUGGACCCGUCAUACACCGAGUCUCGUCUCCAGGCUAAGCAGGCCGCCCUCACGCGCGCCGCCGCCGGUGCUUCUAAGGAACACGAGGACACUCUCGAGCGCCGUGUCAUCAUUGACAAGAAGAAGGAGGCUGCUACCGAUGCUCUGCAGCGCAAGCAGAAGGAAGAGGAGACCCGCAAGCGUAUCCGCACACAGCAGCUCCAGGAGGCCGAGAAGCAGCGUCUUGCUGAAGAGCAGCGCGAGCGUGAGCUCAAGCGCAUCAAGGAUGAGCAGGAGCGCAUCCGCCAGCAGGAGCUCAAGAAGCAGAUUGAGGAGCUGAAGAGCGGCGUCAAGGGUAUUGAUUUCAACGAACUGGAUCUGGAGGAUCUCGAUGCCAACCGCCUCCGUGCCAUUAAGCUCGCGCAGUUGGAGAAGGAGAAGAACGAACUUGGUGACCGCGUUCGCGCCACUGGCAAGCGUAUUGAUCACUUGGAGCGUGCCUUCCGUCGUGAGGAACUGAAGCACGUCGCUGAAGACUACGAAGCCCAGAAGAAGGUUGAUAUGGAGCUUUACGAGCGCCAGAAGGCCGAGACUCUCGCUGAGGCCGAGGCCAAGCACAAGGAGGCUGUUGCUCUCAAGCACCGUCUCAGCCGCCUGGUGCCUCAGUUCAGCAACUUCCGCAAAGAUGUUUCCGAGAAGCGUCACGAAGAGUUUGAGAAGCGCCGCAAGGCUGCCGAGAGGGAGUUUGAGGCCAAGAAGAAGCAGCGUGUUAAGGAGGUCCAGGAACGCCGCCGCCGCGAGAAGGUUGAGCGUGAGAACGCUGAGCGCGCCCAGCGUGAGGAAGAAGAGCGCAUCCAGCGCGAGGAAGAGGAGCGUGCUGCCAAAGACGAGGAGCGCCGUCGCGCUCUGGCCGAGGAGAAGGCCAAGCGCGAGGAAGAGAGAGCGUUAGUUAUCCCCGAGCCACAUGCUUAUUCCGAAGUUGCUAACGUGUAUCAUAGUAAGAUGGAUGAGAUGGCUGCCAAGCAGAGGCAGCGUGAGGAGGAAGCAGAGGCCCGCAUUCGCGCCAAGCGAACGGGCGCCCCAGAGCCUCCCCGCGCAGAGCCCGAAGUCCGUACCGCACCCCGUCUCAACCUUGCUCCCCGCACUGGUGGUGCCCCCAGCUGGCGUGAGCGUGCAGCCGCCAAGGAAGCUGCCGGCGGCGCUGCCCCCGCCCCCGAGGCACCCAAGGCUGAGCCUGAAGCCCCACGACGAACCGGCUACGUUCCCCCUCACGCCCGCGGUGGCUCUGACGCCGCUCCUCCUCCCGCUGGCAACCGCUACGUCCCUCCCCAGCGCUCCUCUCAACCCCCCUCACGCACACAGACCCCUCAGUCUUCCGAAGAACCCAAGCCGCUUAGCAGCGGUGGCAGUGGAAAGUGGGUACCCCGGUUCCGGCAGCAGCAGAACCAGUAA